CAUCUGCUCGGAUGUUCGGGUGCUUGCACGCCGCCACAAAUCGGGCGCGUUGUCCCUUGCUGUAGUCUCUGCCUGGCGGAAGUCAGAAAUCCUCCUGAAUGGAAUGAACACGCCGCUUUGCCUGCACGCAGCAAAAUUCCAAACGCUGCAGAGCGCCGGCAGCCGCUGGGCUGCCCGGGGUUUGGUGCGGGAGCUGCGCAGGCAGAGGAGGGCUGGACAACAGCGUUGGUGGGAGCAGGAAAUUACGGUGAAUGGAAAUAUUCAAAAGGGAGAAUUAAUUACCUACAACCUAACUGAGCUGAUCAAGCCAGAGGCGUAUGAAGUCCGUCUAACGCCCAUCACCAGAUUUGGGGAGGGGGACUCAACUAUUCGGGUCAUCAAGUAUAGUGCUCCAGUAAAUCCACACCUACGAGAGUUCCACUGUGGGUUUGAGGAUGGUAACAUUUGCCUUUUCACUCAAGAUGACACGGACAAUUUCGACUGGACAAAACAAAGCACUGCCACUAGAGACACAAAAUAUACCCCGAACACGGGGCCAAACGCAGAUCGGACUGGCUCCAAGGAAGGUUUCUACAUGUACAUUGAGACGUCACGCCCCAGGCUGGAAGGAGAAAAGGCCAGACUUGUUAGUCCUGUUUUCAGUGUCGCUCCAAAAAAUCCUUACGGAGCUACGAACACAGCCUAUUGUUUUAGCUUCUACUAUCACAUGUAUGGACAGCACAUAGGAAGCUUGAACGUUUACCUGCGGUUGAAAGGUCAGACCGCGAUAGAGAACCCAUUGUGGUCUUCAAGUGGAAAUAAGGGACAGCACUGGAACCAAGCCCGCGUUAAUAUAAACCCCCCGACUUCAUUUCAGCUCAUAUUUGAAGGGAUCCGCGGCCCCGGCAUCGAAGGUGAUAUUGCUAUUGAUGAUGUAUCAAUUGUGGAAGGAGAGUGUAUGAAAACAGACCAACCGGCCAACAAUUUACGAUCAGGUGCUGUUGGGACAUUAGCGCAUAUACGACUUAUCCCAGUUAUCAUCCUCAUGUCUGUCUUAAGUCAUCAGAGGUGACCUUAUCCUGGCAGAGGCUACAAAAGAUUCACCAGGCACUGGCAUGAAGAAAGAGUCUUUGUAAAAUGGACAUUUAAAAACAAACUACCAAAGAUUCCUCCACUGACUGACUCAAAAGUUAAAUAAAUACAUAAAUAAAUAAUUAAAAAAAAAUUAAAAAGCACUGGGGACAUAAAAGGCAUCACAGGAGUGUAACUCACUAUGAACUACGUGUGAGAACGAGAUCUGGCCUAAGUAAGGAAGAGACCUUCAGGUGCUUUUGUGGUCAAUAAUGAAUACAGCAUCAUCUGGUUGAACUCUCGGAAAAGAGCUAUAGAAACCCUUGUCAAAGCACAAAGUCAUGGCUGGGUUUGUUUCAAAUGAAUAGUUUGCUUGUUACCAUGGAAACCUAAUGGCCUGCCAAAAAAAAAAAAAAAAAGGAAGGAGAGAGAGAGGAAAUAAAAACAAAAACAGAGAGAGAGAAACACCUCACUGUAAACAGGGUAUGUGAAGAGCUGGCAUUCAUUUUCCCCUCAAGAAGGUUUUUAGUAUAGAGUUAAAUAAAUGUAGGCCCUUUCUACUUUGGCUGUCACCUUCCCUAGAGAAUAACCCUAAAUCAGAGCUGUUUAAAGACAUUUCUGUUUCAUUUCUCAUGGCUAUGCUUGAUAACUGUAUGCUGUCUCCUUUUGCAUGCAUUACUAUCCAGGAUGUGCGACCUGGGCUUACAUAUUACACAGGCUUAUCGGAG
This is a messenger RNA of Pelecanus crispus (Dalmatian pelican), 1778 nucleotides long. Lineage: Eukaryota; Metazoa; Chordata; Aves; Pelecaniformes; Pelecanidae. The record is from RefSeq and is a predicted model, not a curated record.